GGGAUAUGUGCUGGCAAGCACUCUGUUGCGGAAUAUUUAAUUCGUGAACACAAUUUCCAGUUGGUCAGGCUUGUUGGCAAGGAUUACAGCUGGAUUGCAGAUGAAAAAGAUGAUGGGCCGUGUCUACAAGGAUCUGAGGUAGCAGAUGAGAAACAGUCGCCAGAGCUCGUUUUCGAAACUGUUGACGCUGUAUUGGAAUUCGUUACCAGACGAUGGCGUGAGCGCUGGGUCACAACGGACAUAAGGGAUAUCUCUGUGCUGGAUCGCUUCCUACAGCGCCCUUUCUUCCUCCUUGUAACAGUGGAUGCGCCAGUAAGUUUACGGUGGAAGAGAUUCACGGAGAGGUGUCAGAAACGCGGAAUCCAUCCUCCGGAUCUCGAAAAGUUUGUCCUUUGGAACGAUCGACAUGUAUAUGACAGGAAAAUGGGGCCAGCUUUCUUGACUGACAGAGCACAACUGAGGUUGUUCAAUUCUUCGUCAUCAUUGCAGGACCUGUAUGAUUCUUUGAGGAACCUCGACCUGACCAACGAGGAGCGACUGAGGCCUAGCUGGGACCAGUACUUCAUGCAGCUGGCAUCACUUGCUGCCCAAAGAAGUAAUUGCAUGAAAAGACGAGUCGGCUGUGUCUUGGUUCGCGAUCGUCGUGUCAUAAGUACGGGGUAUAAUGGUACUCCCAGGCAUCUGAAGAACUGCAACGAAGGAGGAUGUAGCGUAGGUCCUCGUUGUAAUCGUGGCGACGGUGGAGGCACGGGGCUUUCGACAUGUCUCUGCCUCCACGCCGAGGAGAACGCGCUGUUGGAAGCGGGCAGGGAGCGUAUAAGGGAAGGCACAAUACUCUACUGUGACACCUGCCCCUGUCUGACUUGCACCGUGAAAAUCACCCAAGUGGGCAUCUCUGAGGUUGUGUACUCUCAGAGCUAUAACAUGGACCAAGAGAGCGCAGCAAUUUUGGAAAGCGCAGGCAUACGCCUGAGAAAGUUCUCACCGCCUCGGAAUGGACUCAUUUAUCUUCAGCCAUCGGAACCGCAUAGCUCAGUCGUCUGA
Paecilomyces variotii is the source of this 1044-nucleotide messenger RNA. Its product is annotated as deoxycytidylate deaminase. The annotation marks the transcript as partial. The transcript is spliced from 6 exons. NCBI's taxonomy places the organism in Eukaryota, Fungi, Ascomycota, Eurotiomycetes, Eurotiales, Thermoascaceae. Gene Ontology annotation, molecular function: hydrolase activity; zinc ion binding. The record is from RefSeq and is a predicted model, not a curated record.